AUGGCUCCCAGGGUCAUUGUCGUCGGUGGUGGAUUGUCCGGUCUCAGUGCCGCUCACACAGUCUACUUGAACGGUGGAAAUGUCCUCGUUUUGGAUAAGCAGAGCUUCUUCGGUGGCAACUCCACAAAAGCCACAUCCGGUAUCAACGGUGCUCUCACACGAACACAGGUCGAUCUCGGUAUUCAAGAUAGCGUCAAGCAAUUUUAUGAAGAUACCCUCAAAUCCGCUCGUGACAAGGCCCGUCCCGAAUUGAUCAAGGUCUUGACCUACAACUCCGCUUCUGCCGUUGAGUGGUUGCAGGAUGUGUUCAACCUUGAUCUUACUUUGGUUUCGCGACUUGGUGGACAUUCCUUCCCCCGUACCCACCGUGGUCAUGAUGCCAAAUUCCCCGGCAUGGCCAUCACAUACGCCCUCAUGCAGCGACUCGAAGAGCUCACCGAGACUGAACCCGAGCGUGUUCAAGUCAUUAAGAAGGCACGCGUCACUGCCGUCAACAAGGAAGGUAACCACGUUACCGGUGUCACGUACGAAUUCAACGGCGAGACUCAUACCGCCGAUGGUGUUGUCAUCUUGGCUACUGGCGGUUAUGCCGCCGAUUUCACCGAAGACUCUCUUCUCAAGAAACACCGUCCCGACACUUAUGGUCUCUCCAGCACUAACGGCACUCAUGCCACUGGUGACGGUCAGAAGAUGUUGAUGGCCAUUGGUGCCAACGGUAUUGACAUGGACAAGGUCCAGGUCCACCCGACUGGUCUGAUUGACCCCAAAGAUCCCACUUCCAAGUGGAAGUUUUUGGCUGCUGAGGCACUCCGUGGUGAGGGUGGUCUCUUGUUGAACUCUGAUGGUGAGCGAUUCUCUGAUGAGUUGGGUCACCGUGACUACGUGUCUGGUCAGAUGUGGAAGGAGAAGGAGAAGAAUAAGUGGCCCAUCCGCUUGAUUCUCAACAGCAAGGCUUCCAACGUCCUUGACUUCCAUACUCGCCACUACUCUGGUCGUGGAUUGAUGAAGAAGAUGACUGGAAAGGAAUUGGCCAAGGAGAUUGGCUGUGGUGAGGCUGCUCUUAAGAAGACCUUUGAUGAGUACAACCUUAUCGCCGAGGGCAAGAAGAAGGAUCCUUGGGGCAAGAAGUUCUUCCACAACUUGCCUUUCAGCAUUGAUGACACUUUCCAUGUUGCCUUGAUGGAGCCUGUUCUCCACUUUACUAUGGGUGGUAUUGAGAUUAACGACAAGGCCCAAGUCUUGAACUCUGAGAAGAAGCCUUUCGAAGGUCUUUAUGCCUGUGGUGAGUUGGCUGGUGGUGUCCACGGUGCCAACCGUCUUGGUGGUUCGUCGCUUCUUGGUUGCGUUGUCUACGGUCGUGUUGCUGGUGACAGUGCCAGCCAGUACCUCUUCCAGAAGGUCCUUUCUGGUGUUUCCACUGCCCAGCAUCGUCUUGGCCAGAUCUCCUUGCACAUUGACCCUUCUACCCCUGGAAAGUUCUCCGUCGAGUGGACCGGAUCCUCCGAAGGCAAGGACCCUGCUUCUGCUCGUGUUGAAGCUUCUGCUGCCGCCGCUGCUGCUGCUCCCUCUGCACCAGCCAAGUCUGCAACCCCCGCGGCAAAGGAUGUCUCUGAUUUCAAGGUUCCCGAGAAGGAAUUCACCAUGGAAGAAGUUGCCAAGCACAACAAGAAGGAUGAUCUGUGGAUUGUUGUCAAGGGUGUUGUCAUGGAUGUGACCAACUGGUUGGAUGAGCACCCAGGUGGCGCUCAAGCUUUAUUCAGCCACAUGGGUCGUGAUGCGACAGAGGAAUUCGAGAUGCUCCACGACGACGAAGUCAUUCCCAAAUACGCAUCAGAGAUUGUUAUUGGCCGCGUCAAGGGCCAACAACCCCGUCUCGAGUACUAA
Messenger RNA from Talaromyces marneffei, 1884 nucleotides. RefSeq lists its product as uncharacterized. The transcript is spliced from 5 exons. Lineage: Eukaryota; Fungi; Ascomycota; Eurotiomycetes; Eurotiales; Trichocomaceae. Gene Ontology annotation, molecular function: oxidoreductase activity; FMN binding. The record is from RefSeq and is a predicted model, not a curated record. The coding region runs from base 1 to 1884 and encodes 627 amino acids.